GGGCGAGCUGUGGAGCCAUGGACAAGCUGAAGCGGGUGCUGAGCGGCCGCGACGCGGAGGAGCCGAGCGGCCUGGCCGAGGUUAUCGAUGCGACUUCGUUAGGUUGGGGCACCCGAGUGAAAGGUUUCAUUGCGUGUUUUGCGAUCGGAUGCCUGUGCUCGAUCUUGGGUAGUUGUCUGCUAUGGAUACCAAAGAAAGGGCUGGUACUCUUUGCAGUGUUUUAUACCCUCGGGAAUAUUGCAUCUAUUGGGAGCACUAUGUUUCUUAUGGGACCAAUGAAACAACUGAAGCGGAUGUUUGAGCCUACACGUUUGAUUGCUACUAUUGUUAUGCUAUUGUGCCUCAUACUAACACUGUGUUCUGCUUUCUGGUGGCAUAAGGCAGGACUCGCGCUGCUUUUCUGCAUCUUACAGUUUUUUGCCAUGGCAUGGUACAGCAUUUCCUUCAUACCAUAUGCAAGGGAUGCUGUGAAGAAAUGUGUUUCUGUCUGUCUGUCUUAACAGGAAUAUUGGAUGCCUCACAAAGUUCUAGGAAGUUCUAGAUAGAACUGUGUUGAGAUCACUGUGUUAUGUAGUUUCCUACUUCAGUCUUGAACAUGUGCCUUUAAGUGCUUGUUAGAAGCGCCUUGUGUUACACCCAGCGUAUGCAGUUGCUUGGGUUUGUAAGCAAUGGUGUCGGUGGGACAGAGGGCUUGUGCUCAAAUGAAAUUCAGUCUGGCAGAAGAACUGGGCAGAGGUCUACUAUUUGUUAUGGUGAUUCUUGCAUAAAUUCAUGCAUUUGGUUUUGCAAAAGUUUCAAAGUAAUGUGUAAAGUCUGUAAAGUGAAGACCUUGGCUCUGAUGGGACUGUGCCUGUUGUAAAGUUGAAAACUGAUUUCUUACCAACAACUUGGGAUUUUUUAAAAUAGCCUUGUGUCACUUAACCUUUGCACUGUUUGCCUUGGAUAAUGGAAUAUUGGUACUCUUUCUUUUCCUAUCUCUCUUGCAAAAUUUUAGGUUUAUGAGACUUCUAAAAGAUGUAGUUCUAAAGGCAAACACGGAUUAACCAUGAAAUGUUUUCAUCUUUAAUGAAGUACUUAAUUCUCAGUAUAUACUGAUAGUUCUGUCCUUAAAAUACAUGAAAGGGACAUUUUCAUAAGAAAAAACUUGCUCCUGUUGGAAAAGCAGUUGUAAAAUAAGGUCCAUUGAUGUUUUCAGCUACCAGGAACCUGAGUUCUUUUCCUUGCUCAUGGUUGCAAGGCAGGAAGCUGACAUUUUUCAUAUGAAGUGAGGUGCUUCUCUUCUCCUCCAGCUGUAGCAUAAGAGCAAUGCAAAGGGCAUGGUAGGCAAGCAAUAAAGGAAUUUAUGUAUUUUCUUUCUCAAAGGGCAAACUGUCAUAAGUUGAAAGUGGGCUGUUGUUUUUAAGCAGCCUGGGUCAGGGAGAAGACAUUUUGUUCUGAACUUGCAAAUAAGUUAAAACUCCAACAUUUCUCUUUGUUUCUUUGUACGUGGAAUCAGUUUUGUUUCUGCUAAAACUCUUGGACACACCGGUGAACUUCUCUGCAUGGAGGAGAAAGCACAACAUUCUCUUGCCUGUGGUAGCAAAGCAUGAAACAAUGCCACUGCCAGCUCCAAACAAGUGCUGAACAGUCUGUAUCCAAAUUCCAAGGCCAGUCUGUGUUCUCUUUAUAUUCUGAACUACAUAUAAUCAUUUACUCCAGCAUUACAUUGGUCAGUUUAAUAACUCAGCACAGAUUCCUGCUUCUGCUGUGUGAGAUAGUGUUUAACUGCUUUCCCCUUUCCUUUUACCAAAUUGUCUUGCUGGAGCCAGUGUUUAAGAUGAUGGUUUUCCAGUGCACUCUAGUGGGAACUGAAGCAUCUCUUCCUUAAUCUACCAAGAGUUUAGUUGUUUAAGAGCAUUGUGUUCACAUGGCAAGUGUAUCCCUGACUUGUACCACAAAGAUUUUAAUGCAGGAAAAACCUUGAUCUACUUGGCUAUAAAGUAUAAACUCACAGUGAAGGUAAAUAGUUCUAUGGCUUCCAGAAAGUUACAUAAAAUUAAUUAAUCCAAAAUCUUAAAUUUAAGUGUCCUUCUGAUAAUUUAUAAAGCUUCAGUACCACCCACCUGUAAGGAUCCUCUAAGGAAAAAAGAAUUAAAGAUUGCGUUUUGCAGAUGGUAUGAAAGAGAGAUUUUGACAAGCUUUCUGUGGAUUCCAGGUGGCCAGAAUUACUGUUGCAAAGGCAUUUGAAUGGAAAAUGUCACCUUGGAAAGAUGGCACUAAUGUUGGAAUGAAUCAAUUAUGCAGAUUCAGGUGCUAGGUCCUGGCGCUUUUUUUGUCUCUCAGGAUUUAGAACUUAGUGUUGAAAUAAAUAUGUUCACCAUUAUUCUUCUUGAAAGGAAGAAUUGGUUAAAUGCCCAAGAGAGACUGGGAAUUAAAGAAAACUGAUCUUUUUUUCCACUGGCUGAUCUAAGACAAGUGACUAAAGGGACGUGUGUCUUUUUUUCAGGGAGUAAGUUUAAAACCGAAUUUACAUCUGUCAAAGGACCUAUGCCAGUCUUUUCUAGGGACUUUGAUAAUGUUUACAGAAUUCCUUUGUAUAAGGGAAAUAGAAAUGCAACCCUAAUGCCUUUUAUUUACAUUAUAAUAUUCCUUUAAUUUUAGCAUCUCUGAAUGUCCCUGGGAAAAGCUACAAGCACAGUAACCAUUGUUUCUCCUUCCCCUCUCCAGCUAAGUUAUGUUAACUCCAGUCAUCAUUCCAGGUUGAGCAGUCGCGAUAAUGGAAUUUGACUUUUGGGAAUUUUUUUUUUUAUUACUUCAGAUUAGGAGGAGUAAAAGCCUUUUGCUUAUUCCUUGGCUAGCUUGGGCAGGGUUCUGGUAGCCUGACUCUCUGUCAGUUCUUCUGGAAGAACAGUACAAUUGGGUAUGGUGAAUGUUAGUUUUUCAACAUGCAGAGUAGCUAACUAAGACUCUUGUGAACACAGCCAAUUAGAAGUAGGAAAUUUGUGAAAAUACCAAUAGAUAGCACAUAUAUGGAUUUUUGUCCUUUCCUGCUCUCCUCCCAGUUUAAAACUGGAAUUCCAGCUUCAUGGCCUUUUAUUCAGGAAGAGAGAAGAACAAAUCUUCAUUUGACUGCACAGCACACCAGGCUAAGCAAUUGUGCCCUUACAGGAAGGGAACCCAAGGGGAGAUGGCAAGGACACAAGGAUCACAAGAGUGCCACUGGGGUUUAUGUUGCCCUUUGGUGUUGUAUUCUGUUCCUGGGGACACCAGACAGUAGGAGAGACUUGCCAUAUUCUUGCCAAUAUGUGAAACAUACUCAGGGUUUGUCGCUUUAUCUACAAGCAGCUUUGAUUUAAAAUAGCUCUCCCAGAACAAAGCUCUUGGAUUCUUACUCACUUUUAAGUAGUUGUAGUGAGGCUGUUGACAAGCUUAACAGCAAAAGAAAUUUCCACUUUACUGUUGUUCUUUAUUUUAUAUGAUUUUUACAUAACUGGGGAAUAAACUACAUGAAUAUUUCCUCUUGAGUAGUUUUCAAUUUGAAUUAGAUUAUACCAUUAUACCUUUUUUUUUUGGUCAUUAAACCUACUUUGUGUUAUAUUUUGAUAUCAACAUCUUGGGUAUCUGCUUGGCAGGAAGCAUGGUGUGUAUUUCUGAAGCUUUCCAUCUUACUGUCCUUGAGGGCAGGAAUAUUUGUUGUGUGCACUCUGCUGCAAAUAGAGAAUCUGUGGUUUGAAUCACAAAGCUCCUUCCUUCCCAAAGUCCCUGCUCAGUUGCCUACAGCACUUAACUCAAGGCUGACUUCCCUAAGGAAACUUCUUUGAUGUUGGGUGCCCAUCUCAGUAGGAUUUGGUGUUCUAGCAGAAAGUGCUUUUUUUGCUCAGCCUGUUGACCAAUUUGUCCACUUUUUUUCACUUUUUGCUGUACAGAUAACAUAACCUCAACCAAGCAGCCUUAGCGUACAGUUCUAACAGGAAAUUUGUAUAUCCUGGAUCAGCUGACUUUCCAGCUAUAUUAGAAAGGGAAAUGGGGAGGGUGGUAGUCAUUUGUUCCCAAAGUACUGAGACUCUAUACAUUGAAAUAUGGGGUUUUUUUUCACUGCUUCACGGUUUUGCUCUAUUUUGUGUGAUGAAGUCCAUUAUGAACACUGGUACUAUCUGAAAUGGUUCUACACUGAUGACGUGAACAAUUUAAUCUCAUUUAGUAUUUUCAGUAAUAAGACUCUUCAUGAACUGUUACAAAAACCAAGGAAGAAUUUUCUGCCACAAGUUUAAAUUCUUUUCAGAAACCAUGGUUUUAAAAGGAAAGUGUGUUGGGCUCUUAUGUGUGCCUCUGACUUCCUGAGAGCAGCUCUUGAUUCAUUUUGGUACUUAAAUCGUGUUAAUGAGAGUGAGAUCACUGUUCUGUUGUAAGCUGAGGAGGAUGUUUAAACACAUUUGUCUUAAAUACUGAUGUUUACAACCAUAGCAAAUACUGACCAUUUUGGAGGGAAAGCACACAAAUGUUUUAUUGUCUUAAAACCACGUGCCUCACUGUAAUGUGACCACUAAAUUUUUUACCAGCUGUGGAAUUGUUUUGUAAAAUAAAAACCAAACUCAGAAAUUCUUUGCAAUGUUUUAUACUGUUACUGAUUCUAUUUGCUGAUGUGCUUUUUCUGUUUACACUGUUUGAUUUCUACUUUGAUAAACAUCUUUUUGUGACUUACAACUUUCUCUGUAAUGAAGUGAAACCCUUACAAGUGCUGUUUAUUUCCUUCAAUAAAGUUAUCACUGCAUUAAAU
This is a messenger RNA of Sturnus vulgaris (Common starling), 4756 nucleotides long. It is a transcript of the gene SFT2D2, whose product is annotated as SFT2 domain containing 2. NCBI's taxonomy places the organism in Eukaryota, Metazoa, Chordata, Aves, Passeriformes, Sturnidae. Gene Ontology annotation, biological process: vesicle-mediated transport. Gene Ontology annotation, cellular component: membrane. The record is from RefSeq and is a predicted model, not a curated record.